Molecule: messenger RNA, 130 nt
Organism: Acaulospora morrowiae
Lineage: Eukaryota; Fungi; Glomeromycota; Glomeromycetes; Diversisporales; Acaulosporaceae
Source: the annotation of a GenBank genome assembly
AUGGGUAAAAAAAAGGCCACUUCCUCGUCAGGCGAGGAAAAACCUGACCUCUGCAGUAUACAGAGCAUUUCCCAAGACUCGAUAACGUCAACCCUUCGCGAACGUUAUCAGAGGGACACCAUAUACACUC